This is a messenger RNA of Clavispora lusitaniae ATCC 42720, 5034 nucleotides long. RefSeq lists its product as uncharacterized. Lineage: Eukaryota; Fungi; Ascomycota; Pichiomycetes; Serinales; Metschnikowiaceae. Gene Ontology annotation, cellular component: small-subunit processome; nucleolus. The record is from RefSeq and is a predicted model, not a curated record. Gene Ontology annotation, molecular function: RNA binding; protein binding. Gene Ontology annotation, biological process: rRNA processing.
AUGGACUCAUCCUCAAAGUCUGUGCUCAACAGCAGCGAGGUUGCGUUCCCCAGAGGAGGAGGAUCUGUGUUGACGCCGUUGGAGAUGAAAACCAUCUCCAACAAGGCCACAGAAGAUGUUUUGUUCGAACAGGCCCAGGCCAGCAAAAGAUCUGGCGGCUCGACGUCACAUCCAGCCAAAAAGCGGAAAAAGCAAAGCAAGACGGCCGUGUCCAAGACGGAGACAGAGGAAAAGGGCAUUUCUGUCGACCACAUGACACUCAAAAACUUGAUCCCCGGAUGCGAGGUGUUGGGUCAGAUUGUGAGGGUCGACAAGAUGGACUUGGUUUUGGCCAUCACGGAUAACUUGGUGGGCCGUGUUCCUAUAACCGCCAUCGGCGCAGAGGUUUCUGCCAUGCUUGAAAAAUACGAGGCUGCCAUGGACUCUUCUGACGAGGAAGACGACGAGCCAACACAAAGCUUUGCCCCAGAAUUCCCCAAAUUGGCAUCGCUUUUCGAGCCAGGCCAGUGGCUCCGUGCCAUUGUGACGCCCACGCCCGAGGGACAAAGAGGCCUUCAUCUUUCUAUCGCUCCUUCCGAUGUCAAUGCUUCGAUGGAAUCCGACGACUUUACGCCGGGAAACAUUGUUCAGGCGUCCGUCAAGUCCAUUGAAGACCACGGUGUAGUUUUGAAUCUCGGUGUUGGCAAGCUCUCUGGAUUUUUGUCCAAGAAGGAAUUGAAGAAAGCUGACAUUCCCCUCCUGUCCUUCACUGUGGGUAAAGUCAUUCUCACAUCUGUCGCCAGUGCUGAUGCCAGGACUGUGUCCUUGAGACCAGCUGAAAAGGAAAACGUCUCCAAGAAAACUGUCGUCACAACCAUCAGCUCCAUUGAUGCCGUCCAUCCAGGUACGCUUGUCAAUGCCAUUAUUGCCGAGUUGUCCGACGAUGGUGUCGCAGCAAGAUUGUUCGGUAUGGUCGAUGCAUCCUUCACGCUUCCGCAUGUUGAAGAGUAUGCGCUUGAGAAGUUGAAGAACUCUUUUGGUAUCGGCUCCACAGUCAGAGCGAGAAUUAUCGGUACGUUAUUGCAAAAUGGAACAAAGAAGUUCAUUUUGUCCAGAGCUACUGCUCCUCUUGCCUUACAGCCGGAGUUGGAUUCUUCUGCUUUGGAGGCGUUCCCUGUCGGUUUCAUUUUCGACUCGGGCAUUGAAGUCGUGGGUGCAGACUCCGAUUUCAUCUACCUUUCUACAGGCUCACAUAUGGCCCAGGUUCACAAGUCGCAAGUGGAUCCAGAGUUGGAUCCUAACAUGAACUAUCCUGUUGGAUCAAAACACAACGCAAGAGUUUUGGGCUACAACAGAAUCGACAACUUGUUGGUUGUGACGCUCAAUCCAAAGUUGAUUGCCUCCAAAUUUGUCUCUGCCGAUGACGUCCCAGUUGGCGAAUACAUUCCUGCUGUGGAGAUCAUCAAGAUUUUGGACGAGGCCAAGGGCAUGAUUGUCAAGAUUUUUGGCGAUUUCGAGGCUUUGGUUCCGGCUAACCACAUGUCCGACAUCAAGUUGGUGUACCCAGAAAGAAAGUUCAAAGUUGGGGGUAAGGUGAAGGGCAGAGUCUUGUACAAGAACGGAAAGAAAUUAUUUGUCACGUUACGGAAAAGUUUAGUCAAUAUGGAAGAUGAUGCUAUUGUCAGCGAUAUCGAAAACGUUGUUGUCGGUUUCAAGACCACCGCUAUUGUUGACAGAUUUGUUCCCGGUGGUGCUUUGGUCACUUUCUUUGGCAAAUUGAGAGCAUACUUGCCUAAAAGCGAAAUUUCCGAAACUUUUGUUGAGGAAGCCAAAGACUACUUGAAAUUGGGCCAAGCCGUCACCGUGAGAAUUUUGAGUGUCAAUGCAGAGGAAAACAAGAUUUCGGUGACUUUGCGUCAAUCGACUGAACUCAGUAAUAAGCAAAUUGAGCAUCUUGAGCUGAUUUCUAUCGGAAGAACCCUUGUUGAAGCUAACAUCGUGGAGAAAACCAAAGAAGCUGUCAUUAUCGAACUAGAAGGCUCCAACUUGCGCGGUGUUAUUAGCACAAACCAUCUUUCUGAUGGAAACUACGAAGAAAACAGAAUCAUUUACAAAAACCUAGAGAUUGGCGGUCUGAUUGAAGUUCUUGUUCUUGAGAAAGAUAUUCGUGCCAGAACUGUGAUUGCAUCUGCCAAAAAGUCGUUGAUUACAGCAGCUAGAACUGAAACAUUACCCGUGCAUUAUGAAGACAUUCAUGUCGGUUCUAUGGUUCCAGGUUACAUCAAGUCUGUCACUAACUUGGGUCUUUUCGUUUCUUUUGGUGGCCGUUUGACUGGUUUGGUAUUGGCCAAGAAUGCUACUAACGAUCCUACUGAGGACUUGUCCAGCAAAUUCUACAAGAACCAAUCCGUUGUGUGUGAUGUCAUAAAAACAGACGAUGACAACAAGAGAUUUUUGUUGUCGCUCACAAGCAGUGAUAGUGCAGGUGCAUUCGAAUCCUCCAAAUUAUCCAAUCCUGUGGAUGCUCAAAUGAAGUCGAAAACCGACUAUGCUGUUGGAGUUUCUACUUUUGGUGUCAUUGAUUCGAUAGAGCCAGGCUACUUGAAAAUCCGUUUGGCAGACAAUUUGGAAGGAAGAGUUGAAGCCAACCAAUGCAUUCGCUCGUGGAAAUCUAUCAAAGACCCAAAGAAUCCUCUUGCGUCUUUCACUGUGGGAGAAAAAGUCCCAGUGAAAGUGUUGGGUACCUACGACUACAAAUGGCAUUCGUUUACGACCGCCGCUGCAUUCAAGAAGACGACAGUAUUGAGUUUGACUACCGCAAAGGAUCAGUUGAAGAGCAAAUCCCCUUACAAACCAGAUCAAUUGUCUGACAUUACUGUGGGUUCUGAAUAUGUCGUUUACAUCGAGAGAUUCCACAAUGGAACGGCUAAAGUCUCCUUAACUCCUAGCAUCAAGGGCGAAAUUUCCGUGUACAAUCUCUCGGACGAUAUGUCAAAGUACUCCAAAUUUGACGAGUCCUUCCCCUUGGGAACUGCAUUGAAAGCCAACGUGAUUGGUAUUGACUUCGAACAUGGAAUGGUCAAGUUGUCUGCAAGAAAACAAAAUCUCACCUCUUUCACUCAGCUCAAAGUUGGUGAUCAAUACCCAGCAAAGGUUUUUAAAGUCACAAAGUCGUUUGUUUUGGUUGAACUAGCUCCAGGUCUUGUUGGAUACUCUUACAUUACAGAUGCUUUGGAUGACUACGAUCUUAAGUUGGAAGAAACCUAUCACAUCAACCAGCCCGUGGCUGUGACCAUCACUGAAACUCUUGAAAACGAGGGUAAAUUCAGUGUCAGCUUGAGAAACGAGAAAACAGCAAAGGACAAACCAGUCAACUCCAUCAGCGAACUCCAUCGCGGAGACGUUGUGAAAGGAUUUAUCAAGGCCAUAAAUAACGCUGGUCUUUAUGUUUCCUUGGGAAGAGACUUGUUCGCCUUAGUUCCUGUCAGCAACAUUUCAGACGCAUUCUUGGUUGACUGGAAGAAAUUCUUCAAACCAUUCCAAAGCAUUGUUGGUAAGAUUGUUCAAUGUAAGGUUGAAGGUCGUAUCACCAUGACGUUGAAAGAGAGUGAACUUAAUGGCCACUUGGCUGACUACAAAACUUUCGAUGAAUUGGAAAUCGGCGAGAUUUACGAUGGUACCGUUAAAAAAGUUGCUGAUUAUGGUGUUUUUGUGAAAUUGGACGGCACUGCUGUUGAUGGAUUGUGCCAUCGUUCUGAAAUUGCUGACAACCAAGUCGAAAACGCGGCCGCUUUGUUUGCUGAAGGUGACAGAGUUAAGGUGAAGAUCCUCAAAAUCUUCAAGGACAAGAAGCAACUUUCUUUGGGUAUGAAAGCUUCUUACUUCACGGAAGCUGAUGAGAACUCCGAUGAUGUGGAAAUGGCUGAAGCUCUGGAUGAUGAUGACGAAGAGGAAGUCAACUCUGAAGACGAAGUUAUGGCUGAAGGUUUCAGCGAUAAUGACCAGAGUUCAGACUCUGAAGAUGAAGAAGAAGAGUCCGCUAAAGAGGGAACAGAUGCUGCUCCAACUGGCUUGAGUGGAUUGUCUACUAACGGUUUUGAUUGGACAGCUUCUAUUUUGGACCAAGCCGAGGACAAUGAAUCUUCAUCAGAUGAAGAUGAAGACUUCACCGAAUCCCACAAGAAGAGAAAGAGAAAGGGAAAGAAGAACGUCGAAGAUAAGACAAGCGAAAUCAACGCCAGAGCUCCAGAGUCCGUGCAAGAUUUCGAACGUAUGAUCAUCGGUAACCCCGACUCCUCCGUUCUUUGGAUGAACUACAUGUCUUUCCAGUUGCAAUUGGGUGAGAUUGACAAAUCAAGGGAAAUUGCCGAAAGAGCUUUGAAAACCAUUAACUACCGUGAAGAGCAGGAAAAGAUGAAUAUUUGGAUUGCUAUUCUCAACUUGGAAAACACUUUUGGCUCGGAAGAAUCUUUGGACGCGGCUUUCAAGCGUGCUGUUCAGCACAUGGAUUCCUUGACCAUGCACCAGAAGUUGAUUGGAAUUUACCAAUUGUCCGAGAAGUUCGACAAGGCAGACGAGUUGUACAGAGUGAUGACCAAAAAGUUUGCUAAGAACGUCAAUGUGUGGGUCCUGUUUGGCUCUUCUUUGAUGGACAGGAAAUUGUUUGACGAUGCACACGAACUUUUGGCUCGUGCUUUGCAAUCGUUGCCAAAAUCCAGCCACAUUGAUGUGGUAAGAAAGUUUGCACAGCUCGAAUUUGCCAAGGGUGAUCCUGAACAGGGCAGAUCUUUGUUUGAAGGUUUGGUUACUGACGCUCCAAAGAGAAUUGACUUGUGGAACGUCUACAUUGAUCAAGAAAUCAAGCAAGGUGACAGAGAAAAGAUUGUUCUGUUGUUUGAGAGAGUUGUUACGAAGAAACUUUCGAGAAAGCAAGCCAAGUUUUUCUUCUCCAAGUGGCUUGGAUACGAAGAAGAACAUGGAAGUGAACAGUCUGCUUCUCGUGUUAAGGCUCUUGCGGUGGAGUAUGUCCAAUCACAAUCCAAGGAUGAGGAAUGA